This is a messenger RNA of Phoenix dactylifera (date palm), 2187 nucleotides long. RefSeq names its product serine/threonine-protein kinase AtPK2/AtPK19-like. NCBI's taxonomy places the organism in Eukaryota, Viridiplantae, Streptophyta, Magnoliopsida, Arecales, Arecaceae. Gene Ontology annotation, molecular function: ATP binding; protein serine/threonine kinase activity. The record is from RefSeq and is a predicted model, not a curated record. Gene Ontology annotation, biological process: protein phosphorylation.
GAGCGCCCACCCGAUAAGAACGCAUAUUCCCGAAUAACGAGCGACGGGGUGUUUCGGAUUGUCCAGUAGCAUUUCUCCACGUGUUCUCCAUCGGCUCGGCUUUGAUGCGCGGAAGGCCGCCCCACCCGAAUAAGAGCGGCGGAGUGGAUCGCGCGAAGCGGUGGUCGAGCAAGCCCUCGGUUCCUUGAUCGAAUCGUCGCUCCCUUCCAAGCUUCAGACAGCUCAUUCUUCAUGAAUUCUAUAAGCACUGUGGCAGCUACUGUUUCCUGUACUUCGGGAAACAAGGGCAACUUCUGGAUUUUGGUUUGCUUACUCCCAGCAUUCCUGGGAGCUCCGGUUGUAUACGUGAACUUCCAGUUGUUCAAGGCCAUUGUCAGGAUUCCUACUUCAUCAGUUGUUGUCUCGGAGAUUUGUGGAGGGAGCUAGCUUUAGCAGGAACCGUCUGCAACUAUUCAUAUCACAACUGCCAUCCACUUAGCAUUCUUAGAGAUGGUUUCCUCUCAGAUUUCUGGUCUAACCAGGACACAUGGUGACAAGUCCUUCAAGAGACAGAUACUUCUUCCGAUGCAUCCCCCUGAUGUUGUGCCCUCCGAGAGCACGGAGUUUGAUUUUUCUGAUGUAUUUGGUCCUGCCCCAGUUCAAGCCUCGAUUGAUGUAAAUAAAGUAGCCUCUGAGAAUUCUCUUCCUGCAUCAGAUUCAAAUGAGGAAGUUUAUGAUGAUCCAGUGGUGAUUUGCAAGCGAUCACAUUCUCUGGUGGGGCCCAUGGCUCGUGUUAGUCAGUCCUUGCAGCUCAACAAGCUCACUUUACAUGAAACUGAGAGCUCAUUGGAGCUCAUAGGGAGUGUUUCUGAAGAGACAGGAGACCAGGCAUUAUGCAUCUGCACUGCUGAAAAGCAUGAUAGCAAAUCUGAGAAGAGUGAGGGUGUGGGGCUUGAUGAUUUUGAAGUUAUGAAGGUUGUUGGGCAAGGGGCAUUUGGAAAGGUGUUUCAGGUGAAGAAGAAGGGCACCUCAGAAAUAUAUGCAAUGAAGGUCAUGAGAAAGGAUAAGAUUAUGGAAAAGAAUCAUUCUGAGUACAUGAAAGCUGAGAGAGAUAUACUGACAAAAACUGAUCAUCCUUUCAUUGUGCAGCUCAGAUACUCUUUCCAGACAAAAUAUCGGUUAUACCUGGUGCUGGACUUUGUAAAUGGGGGACACUUAUUUUUUCAGCUGUAUCGUCACGGUCUAUUCAGAGAGGAUCUGGCACGCAUAUACACAGCUGAAAUAGUGUCCGCUGUUUCCCACCUUCAUGCAAAUGGUAUAAUGCACCGGGACCUCAAACCUGAGAACAUACUUCUCGAUGCUGAUGGUCAUGCCAUGUUGACUGACUUUGGCCUGGCGAAGCAGUUUGAUGAAAACACUAGAUCAAAUUCCAUGUGCGGCACGAUAGAGUACAUGGCACCAGAAAUCAUACUUGGGAAAGGCCAUGAUAAGGCUGCUGACUGGUGGAGCGUUGGUAUCCUGUUGUUUGAAAUGCUUACCGGAAAGCCACCAUUUGUCAAUGGCAAUAGGGAGAAGGCUCAGCAGAAAAUAGUAAAGGAGAAGAUAAAACUGCCAGCAUACCUGUCCAGUGAAGCUCAUUCGCUGUUGAAAGGCUUGUUGCAGAAAGAAGCAAGCAAACGCCUUGGCAGCGGGCCUGGUGGCAGCAAUGAGAUCAAGAGCCACAAGUGGUUCAAGUCAAUCAACUGGAGGAAACUGGCGGCUCGGGAAGUCCGACCAAGCUUCCUGCCCAAUGUUGCUGGCAAGAACUGUGUUGCCAACUUCGACGAGUGUUGGACCAGCAUGCCAUUAUUGGAUUCUCCAGCUGCCAGUCCAGUCGCUGGAGACAGCAAUUUUGCAGGAUUCACGUAUGUGAGGCCUGCUCCUUUUCUUCAGAUGCCCAGCCCCUUAGGCUCAAGGACAAAGGAGGACAUCUACGGGUAGAGCAUCCAAAAUAGUUUGCAAUUAGAACAUGGCGGUUUUAGUCUAAUCAGUUAUCCAAAAUUUCUUGUGUUGCUUCCAAGUGCAUGUACACCGAUGACACUUUAGUUGUUCCUACCCCGGGAGUUUUACUCUGGCAUGUGUGAUCUAUAUUAACCUCCCAUUUUGGUUAUUUGUGUUCUAUGUUUCAGAUUUCUGUUUUUUAAAUUUCUAGGUUAUUCAGUUAUUACU